CAUCUAAAUAUUCUUCUGAGCCUGGGAAGGCUAAACCCACCAAGGAACAGAUGGGGAAACUGAGGCAGAGAGCAGGGAAGUGACUUGCCGAUGGUCACACAGCAGGCCAGCUCAUGCCCCCAGUCACUGACGUCAAAAGUGAAGGCGGACCCCAGGUUUGGGAAGCUCUUUCGAUUCCACAUCCCAGUGCUGAUGUGGGCGCGGCACGUCACCCAGGAGACCCGGAACAGACUGAAGGAGCGCAGCGUCCCAUAUGGCUGGCAGGGCUUGCCCGACACAGCCAUUGCUUCCGCCUUGCAUCUGCUCAACGACUCUGCCAACAGCUGGCUGUUCGACAAAGCCAGGUUCCCUGAAGGCUGCGUCCGCUGCGCCGUGGUCGGGAAUGGAGGGAUUCUCAAUGGAUCCCGGCAAGGCAAGGAGAUAGAUGCCCAUGACUUUGUUUUCAGGCUAAAUGGGGCUGUGAUCAAAGGCUUUGAAGAUGACGUCGGGACCAAGAUAUCCUUCUAUGGUUUCACGGUGAACACAAUGAAGAAUUCCCUGAUCGCCUACGGAGAGUAUGGCUUCACCCAGAUACCCCAGUCCAAGGACCUGCGGUAUAUUUUCAUCCCCUCGGACAUACGCGAUUACGUCAUGCUGAAGUCAGCCAUACUGGGCAGCCGUGUCCAAGAGGGGUAUGACAGAGGCGAUGACCCGCGGACAUAUUUUGGACCAGAGACAUCUGCAAAAAAGUUCAAGCUGCUGCACCCAGAUUUCAUACAUUAUCUAACAGCGAGAUUUCUGAGAUCUGAAAUAAUAAAUACUCAGUAUGGGUAUCUGUACAUGCCCAGUACUGGUGCCCUCAUGCUACUGACAGCUCUACAUACCUGUGACCAGGUCAGUGCCUAUGGAUUUAUCACGGACAAUUACCAAAAGUUUUCAGACCACUACUACGAGCGGGAGAAGAAGCCUCUGGUGUUCUAUGCCAACCAUGACAUGCUGCUGGAGGCGGAGCUGUGGAAGAGCCUGCACAGGGCAGGCAUCAUGAAGCUGUAUCAGCGGUGAGGCUGGGUGGCACGUCCCUUCUUGCUGUAACAAAAGUAGUCCUUCUCCUCUUCCCCAAGGGCUCCCUUCUCCCUGGCAGGGGCCGUCCAGAAUUCAUGGGCAAAGGUGGCAAACGGAGAGCUCAUCCAAAACCAGCCUUACAAGCUGGAGAUUGCGUGAAUUGCAAGGCUGCCUUCUGCGAGCCGAGGGUGCUGCCUUGAGGAUUCUGCUCAGAUGUUGCUGAGAUGGCAAAGCAAGUGUGGUGAGGUCUCUUUCUAGGGAACCUGCUGAUUGGCUCAAGACAACAGACCCCAGACACACCCCAGUUCCUCCCAUCAAAUAAGAGACCUGUGGGGAGCAACUUCUGACACUGGGAAAUGAAAAGGGGAUUUCAGCAGCAAUAAGCCCGAAUGUUCAAUGCGUGUCUCCCAAAGGGGCAUGAUGGCCCUGAGAAGAUGCUCGCUCACCAGCAAAUUCCAGCUUCCCAUCGCCUUCAAGUGUUACAUGCUGAGCACAGAGCUUGGGUGUGAAAAAUACCCCGCCUGCCAUUUCCACCUUUCCAUCACAAGGGUCUGCCACAACCCUGAAAAGCCUAAUUUGUUCUGUGUUCAAACUCAUUCAUGAUGGGACACAUCACAGCCACAAUCCUAUAGCUGAAGAGACCUGGAUGGAGCUUGUUGACAUUGCUCCUCAAAAGACUGGAGGGGGGCAGCCAUAACUGUAUGAAGGCCUAUGGAGCCACCACAUGCACAUAAACACUCCACUUUCCAGACAGAGCUCCCAUCGCUAGCAGAAUACAGCAGAGGCUGAUUGCCCUCUCCCACCUGUGCUUCAGCCACACUCCUUGGGUUUUCACUCCACAUUGUGAUGUCAACAGAGGGUCUCAAACAGAUGGAAGUGGGGUUGCCACAGCUUAAUUAGGCCCCUGCAGCAAUCUGGGGGCAGGUGGACCUGAUCGGAUGGGACCCUGGGCAUUUUUUGCAUUGCAAACCUAGGGGGCCUGUGUACAUUCAGAGGAAGGCCCCCAGCCCUAGUACAGGCGGAUGGAACCCACCACUCCAUUACUUAAAACUAAAUCCUCAUCAACCUAAAUAAAAAACCCAACUAGCCUGCAGUGAGGAGGGAAAGUUCUUUACCCUGAAGCUACAUUUUGUAAGUUAAUUACAUGUAACUAGAAAGAGUAGAUCAGCAACAGGUUGGUUUUGUUCUACAGGGAGGUUGUAAUGACUAGUGAUGGAUGGAUGCUAAAGCACAGUGGAGGAGUGUAAUUUGAAACAUUUUCCCACUUUGUAUAAUUGCAUAAAUGUUGAAUGAUCUUUUAUGUUUUCUUUUGUUUUCGCUUGGGGUGAAGGAAGGGGGUAGAAUAUGACUGGCAGAGGCUGGCACAGAAAGCAGAGCAGCAAUACAGUGUGAAUGGACAGCAGAGGAUCGCAGGGUUUAGAGGGAGGGGUCUGACCUGGGAGUACUGCUGCCGUGAAUUUCUAUAUGGGAGGGGAGGAUGAAUAGUUCUGAACUCUGUGAGUGGCAAGGGCUGAGGGAAGUGAUCCUAACACAUACAGCCAGGGGCUCAGCACUCACUUGCUUUGCUCUGAGCCUAAGAAUUAACAUUUAAAAAUAGUUUAGUCCUGGUUUGGCCAAGUCAUCCUUGUAGAACAGCACUCAGCACUGCAGACUGUAAAGGAGAACAGCUAGGGUACAAGAUUAAGUGUCAGGAUACCCAGAAACUCAACCUAGCUGUGCCACUGGGUCUGGUCUCAGGUUUGAUUUUCUGUAUUGUAAAAUACAGAAAAUAGCAGUGUUCACACUGACUCAUUCCAUACCUGUAAAGCACAUACAUGUUAUAGCUCAGUAGUUUGAGCAUUGGCUUGCUAAACCCAGGGUUGUGAGUUCAAUCCUUGAGGGGGCCAGUUAGGGAUCUGGGGCAAAAACUGGGGAUUGGUCCUGCUUUGAGCAGGGGGUUGGACUAGAUGACCUCCUGAGGUCCCUUCCAACCCUGAUAUUCUAUGGUUCUAUGAACAGAUAGGGUACUGAGACAGAUGUGAAUUGUCCAAGUCCACAUCAGUGCCCGCUGUGGAUGAUCUAGAACUUUAGCUCAGUUAGGGAACAGUUCUACUAUACCCUACUGGUGCAAGCAGGUCUCUUGCCUUCUGCAGGUGUAGGCUAGUCAUGGAAAGCAGUAACCAAGUCUGAAAACUGUUCCAGCCAUAAGCCCCAGUGUGGAGGGUCUUACAUUCUCAAAACCCUGUAAAGUGCUGCAUGGUACUUGCUUUUUCUAUAGCCUAGUGAUGUAGCCUCUUUUAGUAAUGAGGGACUCGCCCUUCACCUUGCAGUCAUAUAGUAUAGACUGGAGUCUGACAUAUCACAGGUGAAAGGGCUGUUUGGACUCACUUAACUUUGAGUUUAGAGCAUCACCAAAACUCAGACACUGGAUAUUUUUUAUUAUUUAUUUCUGAAAGAUAAAACCUCCUUGGUCGACAGCUCUCUUUCUCUCCAGCCAGCCCUGCUGGGGGAAAAAAACAGAACAGGAUCUAGUCAGUAAAGAGAGAGACAUUAACAAGCCCUUUUCUUCUGUACUGUCAAAUCUAUUGUAAAAAAAAAAUCAGAGUAGUGAAGGUGGCCAAGCGCCAAGGACACAAAAGAGACUUCCAUCUUUAUUUUACCAGGAAUACAAAGAUGAUUGUUUGAGGAGGUUGGCAAGACUUAACUGAAAUGAUGGACAGGCCAGUUCUGACUGGCAUGAUAAAAGACCUGCACUUUGACAGGAAUAGCCUUGCAUCUAUUUACGUCACAGCUAGCCUCCCUGGAGCCAUGUUCCUGUCACUCCAAGCAAUCAUCCCUUUUCAGCAGCACUCAAGUCUAAGACCCAUUCCCACCUUAACAGACACCAUGGAGCCAUGUCAAACUCAACAGCAAAGAGGAAAUCUUGCAGCUGCCCACAGGUGACUUCACUGGCACAUGUCAGGUACCAAAUGAGAACUAAUGAUCAACAAGGACUAUAUCGAGACAGACUGAGACCUUGCUUCAGAUCAUUCUCCCUCUUUUGCAGCAGCAUCCUGAAGUUAGAGACUUAAAGUCAACUGACAUGUAAAGUCUGCAAAAAACAGCUGCUACCUAGAUACAGCAAAUAAGAUUUGCGUUGAACCAGUUCCUGAAUCUCCACAAGUACUGAACAUUGUUUACUUUUCUAAAAUUUUCUAUUUCUAGCCCCUCUCUUCUUUUUGUUUUACUUGCAACCUGGGAGCAGACAGCUCCAGUUUCUCUUACCCAAUAAAUUAUGCCUUCUAAUUAAACAAAUGCUGACAUUGUGCCAAAGUGUGACAUUAAAAAUCCACAUGACAGAACAGAAAGUUUUCUACAGGAAUUCACUGCAAAUCUACCGCAUAUCAAACACCAAACACUUAAAACAAAUGCACUGCUUUUCCACUAUAUUCCUCCCCAUCCCAUAUACCAACCUCCAAGCCUAGAGGAGUUCUGUUAUCUUUGGAUCCAUUGUCCAAUUCAUUUCAGAUCUGGGAACCAUGCACGUGUUACAAGGACCUCCGGCAAAAUCGAUCACACAUUCAAAUCCUGUUGAAGUUUAGAUUACAGUGUGUUGCUAGAAAGAACACAGUUAAUUGUCAGUCAUUUGAAAACUCUUUUUUUUUUAAAAUCCAAGAUCUCAGAGUGCUUAAAAAGGUCAGUAUGAGUUCUCCUCUUUCCUCAUUGUGACAUGGGCUACAGAAAUUAAGUGACUUGACCAUGGUCAAGCUGCAAGUCAGUAACAGAGUCAGAAAUAGAAUGCAAAUCUUUGAUUUGAUAUCCAGUCUCUUGCUCUAGCCUCGAGAGCAAGAAAAUCCUCUUGCUCUCAACACUAUUACUCUUAUUGUUUUCAUAAAAGAAUCAAGGUGUUAUUUGGGGAUGGAGAAAUAAAGUGUCACCAAAGGACA
Molecule: messenger RNA, 4946 nt
Organism: Caretta caretta (loggerhead turtle)
Lineage: Eukaryota; Metazoa; Chordata; Testudines; Cheloniidae
Gene: ST6GALNAC2
Product: ST6 N-acetylgalactosaminide alpha-2,6-sialyltransferase 2
Biological process (GO): protein O-linked glycosylation
Molecular function (GO): alpha-N-acetylgalactosaminide alpha-2,6-sialyltransferase activity
Source: RefSeq, a predicted model, not a curated record